GGUGUAAUGUGACACGGAGAACGGGGCUGGGCCUGACCUACUGCCAGACUAGCCCAGCCCUUCAGGUCCAAAAACAGGUUUUAUUGCACACUCGAAGGGUUUUUUUAGAAUCCAAAACCACACUUUACUAACUCCUUCUUUGCGCAAAGACGCACUAGACACUCUAUCAUCGGCCAGACUACACCGCGCUUGCUCGCUGUUUAUCCUUGUCUUCUCCCCGCUCCUCACACUCAGAUCGUCGGCUAUGUUUCGCUGUGGGAUCGCCUACCCCCGAUGCAGGUGGAUCGUGCCCCUGCUACUGCUCUUCGCCAUCAUCUUUGACAUUAUUGCCAUCGCCGCCACCUCAGGAUGGGUCGAGGACGAAGACGCAAAGUCUGACUACGCCAGUAUGUGGGAGCGGUGCCGAGGCAAGGAGAAGUGGACCUGUACGUCGCUAAUGGAGUUCUCUUGGGCCCAGGCAGUGGCUGCUCUGAUGAUCAUUGGCCUCCUCAUCCUCAUCGUUGCCUUCAUCAUCUCCUGUGUGGCUCUGUGCUGCACGCUCAACAUGACCCUCCUGCCCCUCAUAGCAAUACUGCUGAUUAUUGUUGUGAUCCUCCAGGUCAUCGCUCUGAUCAUCUAUCCCGUCAAGUUCAAUGAGAUGAUCUUUGAGGGCAACUACUACUACACCUGGGCCUAUGGCUUUGGCUGGGGCGCCACCAUCCUCUGCAUUGGCUGCGCCGUCCUCUUCUGCUGCCUGCCACGUUAUGAGGAUGAGCUGACCGGUCUGGCCAAGACCAAAUACAUCUAUUCCUCUGCUUAAAGACUAAGCUUGCACACCUCACCCAGUUGCAGCCAUUUUCACUUUUCACUCUGAGCUGGAGCAGGAGCUGGCCAUUGAACAUUUUACCGUGAACCAGUUCAUCAGAGAUGGUUAAAUUGAUUCAGCAGUGGAAAACCCGCCGCCAUCCAUGAGUGAAGUUAGAAGCAAGGGGUGAUUCGUACUGGAAGUGGACUGUGAUUGGAUGCUGCAUCUGCUUAUAUAGACCCCUAUUUUAGAUUAAAUCCACGUCAUACCAUAGUGUUUUUUUCACAUUCUGCAUUUAAAGGAUAAGUCCAGUGACUUUCUAUAUUAACAGUAUUUUAAACAGUCCCUAUACAGAGGCUAAAUCCAACAAUAAUUUCACCUCAACUCAUUAUGAAUGUCUUUCAGUCUGUUAGAAAUGGAUUAGCUUUUUCAUCUGUGCCAUAGACCUCCGCUGUUGUUCAAAAACAAGGUGCAUCAGGGAAACAUCCCACUGCACUGCUUGAUGUGUUUCCUCACUAUGAAACAUCAGACCCUGAUAUUUUUUUAAAAUGUUGCCCCAAAGGCUCCGAGCAGCCGUAACUUUUUACACCAUCUGAAGUAAGUAAUUGUCAAAGGCCAGUGCACAAGAUCUCUGGAUAUUCUUAACACACACACCUUUUAGGUUAUCCAGUUUGACACACUGAUGCUCAGCCUUAAGACCUUAAGGCUGAGCAUCAGGCUCUUGUGUUUUGUAAUGAGGAAAUAUGUCACUAAGUGCAGCGAUGUGCUUCCUUGAUGUUUUAAGUUGUUUUUGAACAUCAGUGGAGGUCUAUGACAUGGACAAAUGAGCUAAUCCCAGACUGACAGACAUUAACAGUGAGUAAAGGCAAAUCAUUGUUGGUUUUAGUCUGUAUUGAGAAUACUGUUAAUAUAGAAAAUGGCCGGCCUUAGUCUUUAAGUGUAACAUGUCCUCAUCUCAUCUGUCCUUUUUACCCCAAUUCACAAUCUGAGAUCACCCAAGUGUCCUUAUCUGAGGGAUAUUGUAUAGCCUACUUAAAACCUUGGCAGAAGAGCAUUCCAGACUAAAAUUUUGUAACAUUAAUCGUCAUUUUGUGGGUUGCAUUGAGUUUUCUCAGUUCUUCAGUGUGUAUCCUUUAUUCUGUAUGCUCGUGUGCAUAGGAUAAGAAGAAAGCAAAGGCUUGGACUUGGAAGCUGAAUGUGGAAAUGUGCAUGCAGUUUAGCAGUCAUGUUUGUUCCAUCUGAUGCAUUCUUUGAUGCUGAUUCUCUGCUGUUUGUCUCCAGAAUUUUGAUAUUUUUUACUUUUUACUAAAUGGGUUUAACUUGGGGCGUUUGCUGUGCUGUCUGUAUCUGUUUUGAACACUACUAAUAACACUUCAUGAUUUGACACAGCAGUGUGAUAGUUAAUACGAUACAGGGGAGGUUAAAAAUAGAGCUGCUUUAUUUUUCUGAUUUAGCUGCAGUUGUUGCUUCUCUGUCACUGUGAACUGGAAAUAAAUUUAGAUGAAUUUUCACUAAGUGUGAUAAAUAAUUAGAAUAUAGCAACAAUCUUCCAAACAGUCCAAACUGCCAUGUGUAAUAAUGAUAUGUCAGAUUUUUGGUUUAAAGGGAGCAAUAUAAUUCUGUGUAUUCCAAGUCUUGUUGCCUCAAAGAAGGUACCUUUAGAGAGUGGAAGAUUAAAAGAUGUUUUUCAGUCUCAAA
Molecule: messenger RNA, 2482 nt
Organism: Monopterus albus (swamp eel)
Lineage: Eukaryota; Metazoa; Chordata; Actinopteri; Synbranchiformes; Synbranchidae
Gene: perp
Product: p53 apoptosis effector related to pmp22
Exons: 3
Coding region: 245-799 (184 amino acids)
Biological process (GO): cell-cell adhesion
Cellular component (GO): membrane; cell-cell junction
Source: RefSeq, a predicted model, not a curated record